AUGAAUUCACUCUAUACACUCGGCGUACGACAGACAAGUUCGUUGCAGAGCGAUUUGGAGAGGCUGAAGAAUGGCGACAAUUCUGCGUCCUUGCUAGGGCAGAUCUCCGCCUCGCUCGCCGCGAUGAACAGGACAGUCGAAGACUACGACUCCAUGGCCAAGCGGGAGAUAAUAAAAGCCAAGCAGGAAAAGGCUCAGAUGCGCGUCCAGAAGUUCAGGUCGGAUUAUUUGGAACUGCGCUCGCAGUUUGAGAGGUUGAAGGACCAAGCGUCAGCAGAGCAAGUGGCUUUACAGCGCGCGGAACUCAUACAUGCGUCAAGCAAUGCGCAGACAUCACCGUCAGACGCGCGCCGGCGCUUCCAAAACACGUAUCCCCCCUCAUCCUCUACCCUUCACCCUGGCCUACGUCCUAACGGAAGUUCAGAAGUGGUGGCUGAGUCCCCUUUCCGAGGGAGUUCUCCUGCAGGGAUGAGCAUGCGGGAGCAUCACGCGCUCAAUGAACAUACGUUCAUACAGAAUACGGAAGCUCGGUUGGAUGAUUUCCUGGCGCAAGGUCGCGAAGUCUUGGACAACUUGGUGGACCAGAGGAAUAUGUUGAAGGGGACGCAAAGAAGGCUAUUAGACGCUGCGAACACGCUCGGCUUGAGCAGGGACGUUAUUGGCUGGAUUGAACGGCGAAGUACGCAAGAUAUGUACAUCUUUCUCGCCGGUGCUGUAUUCACCUUCUUCUGCUUCUAUCUAAUAUGGAGGUAUCUUGGAUGA
Messenger RNA from Pleurotus ostreatus (oyster mushroom), 762 nucleotides. It is a transcript of the gene BOS1, whose product is annotated as protein transport protein bos1. Gene Ontology annotation, biological process: vesicle fusion; endoplasmic reticulum to Golgi vesicle-mediated transport. Gene Ontology annotation, cellular component: endoplasmic reticulum membrane; late endosome membrane; ER to Golgi transport vesicle membrane. Gene Ontology annotation, molecular function: SNARE binding; SNAP receptor activity. NCBI's taxonomy places the organism in Eukaryota, Fungi, Basidiomycota, Agaricomycetes, Agaricales, Pleurotaceae. The transcript is spliced from 5 exons. The record is from RefSeq and is a predicted model, not a curated record. The coding region runs from base 1 to 762 and encodes 253 amino acids.